This is a messenger RNA of Emys orbicularis (European pond turtle), 684 nucleotides long. Its product is annotated as small ribosomal subunit protein bS16m-like. Lineage: Eukaryota; Metazoa; Chordata; Testudines; Emydidae. The transcript has 4 exons. Gene Ontology annotation, cellular component: mitochondrial small ribosomal subunit; ribosome. Gene Ontology annotation, molecular function: structural constituent of ribosome. Gene Ontology annotation, biological process: mitochondrial translation. The record is from RefSeq and is a predicted model, not a curated record. Bases 125 to 514 code for a protein of 129 amino acids.
GCCGCCUGACCCGGCUGCCGCGCAACGGCGGCCCGUGAGGUUCGGACCCGCAGGGGGCGGGGCUCAGCGCGUGAGCGGGGAGAGGCGCCCAGCCGGGCCUGAGCAGGUGCUGGCAAGGGUCAUCAUGGUGCACCUUGCUCACCUCCUUAUGAAAAAUUAUCAUGGAGGACACGUAGCUAUCCGAUUGGCUCUUGGUGGCUGUGCCAACAGACCCUUCUUCCGUAUAGUGGUCGCAUAUAACAAGCGAGCUCGGGACAGCAAGUAUUUGGAGCAAGUGGGCUGUUAUGACCCGCUUCCAAAUGGCCACAAUGAAAAGCUGGUUGGCUUGAACAUCGAGAGACUCAAACACUGGAUUGGUUGUGGAGCACAUGUCACAAAACCAGUUGAAAAACUUCUAGGUCUUUCUGGAUUUUUCCCAUUGCAUCCUAUGACAAUCACAAAUGCAGAAAGAUUAAGGAAGAGAAGAGCCUUGAAGGCCAUAACAGCUUCUGAGGAAGAAACUCCAGGUGACUGAUAACAUCUAUCUGAACUGAAUUACUCAAAAGAUUACUGUACAGACAAGGAUCAGAACAGUGUGCCAGCUAAAAAGACAAUAUAUUUACUACAGGCAAAAAUAUAGUGGAUGUGAAUUAUUUCAUAAGAACAUUAAAGUAUUUUGAGGCUUUAGGAGGCCUCAGACAAGGA